Acanthosepion pharaonis is the source of this 771-nucleotide messenger RNA. NCBI's taxonomy places the organism in Eukaryota, Metazoa, Mollusca, Cephalopoda, Sepiida, Sepiidae. The record is from the annotation of a GenBank genome assembly.
AUGAAAAAGAGAGAUGACUCAAUCGGCUUUAUUCUGCUGAGUCUAUUUUGGCUACGUAUCGUUUUUCUUUUUCUUUUCGUUUCCUGGAUUUUCUUUUCUUUCUUUUCUCUCAACUAUAUUAUCGCUUUCUUUUAUUCCCUUUCUCUUCCUUUCCUUUUCUUUUUGCUUCUUUCUUCGAAUCUCCUUUGCUUUCACAUUCCUCGUCUGGCACUCCUUUUUCCUCUUCCUUUCUGUUUCUUUUUCUCUUCGCUCGUGUUUAUUUUUCCUUGUGAUCUCAUAUUUUAUCUCUUUCCACGCAUCUACUCUAACAACGUUCUCGUUCUUUUUUCUUUUACUUCUUUCUGUCGAUCUCUUCAUCCCAAUCCUCAACGUCGACUCCUCCACCUCCUUAUUUUACCUUCGUUUACUCAUUCUUUUUUUUUUUUUUUUUUUGCAUAUUUCUUUCACCUCCUCAGUCACCAUUCUUCUUCUUCUUCUUCUUCUUCUUCUUCUUCUUCUUCUUCUCCUCCUCCUCCUCCUCCUCCUCCUACUACUACUACUACUACUACUACUACUACUACUCCUACUCCUCCUACUCCUACUCCUUCUUCUUCUUCUUCCUACCAUCUUUUUCAAUACAUUUCGUUGCUUCUUUCUUUUCUUUUCUUUUUUCAUAUUCGUUUAUAUCAUACAACCCUCAUACUAACACUUAACAUACCCUCUCAUCUUCUCCUCACAUUCCCUGAAUUCCCACAAUGCCCACCUCUUCCACUUCCUCGAACGGACCGAUAG